Messenger RNA from Heterostelium album PN500, 1950 nucleotides. It is a transcript of the gene fscH, whose product is annotated as G-protein-coupled receptor family protein. The record is from RefSeq and is a predicted model, not a curated record. The transcript is spliced from 9 exons. NCBI's taxonomy places the organism in Eukaryota, Evosea, Eumycetozoa, Acytosteliales, Acytosteliaceae. Bases 1 to 1950 code for a protein of 649 amino acids. Gene Ontology annotation, biological process: cell surface receptor signaling pathway. Gene Ontology annotation, cellular component: membrane. Gene Ontology annotation, molecular function: transmembrane signaling receptor activity.
AUGUGUGACAAGAAUAUUUGCGGAAGACCAUUCCCAGAAACAGUCGUUGCUGGUCUUUCUACUCAAAAAUUAACCGUUGUGAGUAACAACAUAUCAAUCAUUUUUUCAAGAAUGAAAAUUCUUCUGUUGUAUUGUUGUUUGUCUCUGUUUUAUAUUUAUUGUUGGGCGCAAACUGAUGGAGCAGUAGAUUUUGGUGCCCGUUGUGAACCUUACAAUGGAGAUCCCGUUUGUAAAGGUGCUUUAUUAAAUGAUGGUGUUUCUGUUUAUAUUGCAAGUGGAUGGACACAACAAACUAUUUUAACAGAAUUAAAGAGUACCCAGUUCAAUCUGGGUUUGGUUUGUUCAAACACCACAAAAGAGGUUGCAAAACUUUCGCAAGCAUUCACUUGCAACCAAGCAUUUAGACCAUGUGUAGAAAUGACAUUGGAUGGUUCAGUCAACGGACAGACAACAGUUGCAAUCUUCCAAAGUCAGUGCUACGGAAACUGUAUGGAACUUCAAACAUCUUGUCAAAUUGCUGCGUUUUUGGAUUGUAAAGAGCUGUAUGCCAAGUCAACACUUCAAUAUUAUCCUCCAGUUUCAAAUACUUUUCCACUCUCAUGGUAUGGUGGUGUAAAUACAACAGAGACUUGUUUGGAUACAUCAAAGAUUGAUAAUAAUGGAACUGUAGUUCCAACUAAACAAUGUCCCGGAGAUUUAAUUUAUAGAAAUUCCACUGGUGAACAAAGAAAGAUUGAUGAACAGAAUGGAUAUGUAUUUGCAGGAGAUGAUCUAAAAUGUGUUUUCCCAUGUCCAGCUCCAUUGUUUACCGAUCGUCAAUGGAAGAUGUUUUUCGAUACCAUCACAGUAACAUCGAUCAUAUCUUUUAUAUGUACAUCUACAAUUAUUUUCACAUAUUUGGUUUUAAAUAGAAAAUAUGAUAGACAUGCAAUUUGUAUUAUUUUUAUUUCAUUUGGAUUGUGGACUAUCAAUUUAACAGAUAUGAUGAUGAUAGGAGGUGGUCGAUAUAAUAUAAAUUGUCCAGAACCUGGUCGUGGAGGUGUUCAGUCCGAUGUUAUGUGUGCAGUCACUGGUUCCAUUUUCCAAUUUGGUUGUGUCACUGCUAUUCUGUGGUGGUCUACAAUGGCAUUCGAUCUUUGGUUGGUUUUGAAGAGAGUCAGAACUCAAAGAUCCUACGAAAAGUACUAUAUGGUUAUUCUUACAUUAAUUGCGAUUUUCCUCACCGUAUUACCAGCAGGACAAAAGAAAUAUUCUUCUACAUUUGGUGGAUUAGGUUGUUGGAUAGGAGAGAAUAAUUAUUUGAAUGGUGUAUUUUGGUUCCCAUUAACUUUUUGUUUAUUGUGCGGAAUUGUAUUUAUUAUUUUAAUUCUACGUGAAGUUAUAAAUGAAGCUCAAGACAGUAUCGAAGAUCAAAUGGGUAACUGGGUGAGGUGUUUGAUCAGAAAGGAAGCCGAUCCACUCGUGGAAUGCUCCCUGAAUCCAAUUCCAUUCGGAGGACAGUUCUUCUUUUACUUUUUCGUGCGUUUCCUGGGCAUAGAGCUGCUGAUUUUCUACGGUAUCAAUCGUCGUGCCAAGAAGAUCUGGAUGACAUCGAUUUUCUUCCACAACCGUUUCUAUUCGAUCACCUUCUCACAGAGUAAAACAAGCAUGAACUCCUCGACUCACACCAGCCAAAACGUUGGAAGUAUAAAGAUGAACAAGGGAUCACGUGCUACAUUCGACGAGGGUAGCAUCGAAGUAUCCGAUGUAAAUCCAAACAACGAAGACGACUCUACAUUCAACAAACCACGAUCGGAAACAGACGAACCAGCUCCAGCAACAACAGCUGGAGUUCAAGAUUCUUACAACAAUAAUAACAACAACAACAACAACAGCGCUGUACAAGAUAUAGAAGAAGGUGGUGGAAAUUACGAAAGCGAAGAUAGCUCUAGCGAAUAUGAAGAUAAUUGA